This is a messenger RNA of Cylas formicarius (sweet potato weevil), 1350 nucleotides long. Its product is annotated as craniofacial development protein 2-like. The coding region runs from base 1 to 1350 and encodes 449 amino acids. The transcript has 3 exons. Gene Ontology annotation, molecular function: catalytic activity. The record is from RefSeq and is a predicted model, not a curated record. NCBI's taxonomy places the organism in Eukaryota, Metazoa, Arthropoda, Insecta, Coleoptera, Brentidae.
AUGAAAAUACAGAAACGGAAAAAUGGUCCCCGGGUGGAAAUCCACACCUUCGAUGAAGGGAGCCCCAUAGGAUACGGGGGGGGGGCAAUUUUGCUUUUGGUCAAACAGCAAACCCAAGCUUACAUCUCAACCAAACCAAAACAAAAAACAGGUUGGCGAACAAAAGAAACAGAAGUCAGAGAGGAAUUUAACAAAGGACAAAUAGACAUACUGGUAAUGAGCGAAACAAAAAAGAAAGGACAUGGCACAGAAGACAUAGAUGGGCACCUACACAUGUGGAGCGGUAUUAAUAAAGAAAACAGAGCUAAAGCUGGGGUUUCGGUACUUAUCAACAAGAAAUGGAAGAAAACCAUUACAUCAUGGGAACCCAUUAAUGAACAUAUAAUCACAGUACACUUGAAAAUGUGCGGCAGAUCAAUAGUUUUAUUAGGAGUAUAUGGACCAACAAACGACAGCCCCGCUACAGAAAAAAUUUCAUUCUUUGAAACUCUAAAGGAAGAAAUUGAAAAAGUAAAAACUAAACAAGAAAUAAUAAUAGCUGGGGACUUUAACGGAAGGACGGGAAAUAAAGCACAUAACAAAACAGUAGGCCAAUUCGGGGAGGACACAAUUAAUGACAAUGGUGAAAGAUUAAUUGAAAUUUGCGAAUUAAACGACUUAAAAAUUACCAACGGCUUCUAUAAACAUAAAGACAUCCACAAAUACACCUGGAUACAAGAAACUAGGAAUCUAAGAUCCAUAAUAGAUUACAUAGUUGUUAGGAUAACUACAACAAUUAAGAUACAGGAUGUAAGAGUUAAAAGAAGCGCUGAAUGCGGAACCGAUCAUCGACUGGUAGUUGCGUACAUGCACUUUCCUUGGUAUGGAGUAGCAAAGAAAAACAAAGAAGAGACAGCAAAACAAGAACAACAAAAAGACAACCAAAACAACCAGGAAAUAAACGAGAAAAGAUUUAAAAUUCACCUCCUAGAGGAAGAAACAAUAAGAGAUUUGUACAGACGUAGACUUGAUGAAAAACUAAUAGAGUUCAAUUUUAAUAAUUUAACAGACACUUACGAACACGUGAAGAAGAGCAUUAAAGAGGCAGCUUAUGAAGCAUUAGGAGAGGAAGACGGAAAGAACAAAAAAUAUACAGAAGAACUUAGUCAGGAAGCUAUUGCAGCUAUUCAGGAAAAAAAGGGCUUACACCAAAAAUGGCUCUGUACAAAUUCGGGAGAAGACCUACAGAAAUAUAAGGACAAAAACAGAGAAACAAAAAAACUAAUUACAUUUCAUUUACUUGUUUAUGUACUUCAGCUUUAUGGAUUUCAGGGUAUCGAUAAUUUCGUGUGUAGAUCGGAGUGUCGUUAG